CCAACAAUCUGUACCUCGCAACCUGACAAAGCAUUGUCGAUGUACUUUAGGUAAUCUUGGCACCAGCUGCAUCAACUGACUAUGGAGAAGUCACCGGGGAAACUAGGCCGCAUUGUGCUGGUCCCAUGUCCAGCCCAGGGCCACCUAAGUCCAAUCCUCCAGCUAGGAGCAGUCCUCCACUCUCAGUAUGGCCUCUCAAUCACUGUUGUCCACACGAACUUCAACUUCCCGAAGAAUCAGCCCCCACCCUUCCGCUUUAUCUCCAUGCCUGAUCACCUAUCCGAUGAGGACAUCUCCUCCAACGACUUCAUCAAUGUCAUGUCUAAGCUCAAUAUCAACUGCAAGGUCCCAUUCAGGGACGUGUUGGGGAAUCUUGUUCAGCAGGCCGGGGGUGAAGAAGCGGGUGUUGCCUGCGUUAUCUAUGACGGGGUCAUGCACUUUCCAGAGGAAGUUGCAAGAGAGCUGGGGAUCCAGAGCAUGGUGUUUCGGACGCUGUGUGCGGGCAACAUCAGGAUCUACAAGGAGUAUCCUCGACUUGUAAAAGAGGGCUACAUACCUGUCCAUGAGUCGAAAUCACUCGAUGACGUCCCAGGACUUCACCCUCUCAGAUUGAAGGAUCUUCCUGUCUACAAGCUGAAAGGGUACGAAGGUUUACUUAGAUUACUCGAGAAAGCAUGCGAGACAGGAUCCUCAUCCACAAUAAUAAUCAACACCACGGAAGCCCUCGAUCGGGAAGCAUUGAUGGAACUCCAGAAACAGCACCAUAUCCCAGUUCUCGCCGUGGGCCCGCUGCACAAGAUUGCCCCGCCAGUCUCAAGCAGCCUAUUAGAGGAAGAUGGCAAUUGCAUAAGAUGGCUUGACAAACAAGCAAAGAAUUCGGUCUUAUACGUGAGUAUUGGGAGCAUAGCAUCUGUUGACGAGAAAGAGCUCAUAGAAAUGGCUUGGGGACUGGCCAACAGCAAGCAGCCCUUCUUGUGGGUUAUCCGUCCCGGUUCAGUAUGUGGCUCGGAGUGGACUGAACUUCUUCCUGAAGGGUUCAACGAGAGCAUAAGAGAAAGGGGUCUCAUCAUAAAAUGGGCCCCACAGAAGGAAGUCCUAGCUCAUGAGUCAACCGGAGGGUUCUGGAGCCACUGUGGGUGGAACUCGACACUGGAGAGCAUCUCCGAAGGGGUACCAAUGAUCUGCACCCCAAGCUUUGGGGACCAGAGAGUGAACACGCGUUACCUAUGCCAUGUGUGGAAGGUCGGGAUUGUGGUGGAGAACAUGGAAAGGAAGGAAAUAGAUAAAGCAGUGAGGAAGCUUAUGGUGGGUGAGGAAGGGGAGAUGGUAAGGCAGAGGAUGAUGGAGCUGAAAACGAGAGUUGAUUGUAGCAUCAAAGAGGGCGGUUCAUCCGACAAUUCCUUGCAUGAACUAGUGAAUCUUAUUCCAUCAGUUUGAAUGCAUUGACAGAAUAGAAAUAGAAAUUUGAGCGUUAAGGAAAUCAAAACAUUAUUAUUCGAAUCUUUGAAUCUAAACGUGUUGGAUCAAAUAUUCACCAGCGCACGACUAUUUGCUGUAUUUCGAUCUUUUCUUCCAACGACCGUAUACUUAGACUCGUAUAAUUUGGUUAAUGAAGUGGCAGAGCAGAUCAUCUCAUUCCAAUAUGAAGGAAAUGCAUCAAAUUGAGAGCAUUAAUCUUUCAAAUUGGAAGCUAAAGUUGCUACA
Punica granatum (pomegranate) is the source of this 1704-nucleotide messenger RNA. The record is from RefSeq and is a predicted model, not a curated record. NCBI's taxonomy places the organism in Eukaryota, Viridiplantae, Streptophyta, Magnoliopsida, Myrtales, Lythraceae.